Molecule: messenger RNA, 1662 nt
Organism: Myxozyma melibiosi
Lineage: Eukaryota; Fungi; Ascomycota; Lipomycetes; Lipomycetales; Lipomycetaceae
Product: metallophosphoesterase
Exons: 3
Coding region: 1-1662 (553 amino acids)
Molecular function (GO): metal ion binding; protein binding; acid phosphatase activity
Source: RefSeq, a predicted model, not a curated record
AUGAAGUUCUUUUCCAGCGCAAUUGCAGCGUUUGCUUUUGCGGUCUCUGCGCUCGCCCAGAUAGACGUUCCUGGCGCGGUUCCCAAGAAUCCUUUGGAGCCUCUUCAGCAUCGUCUGGCAUAUGCUGGCCCGACGGGUAUGACCGUGUCAUGGAAUACCUAUGCUGAGAUCAAGAAGCCCGAAGUUCACUAUGGUGAAAACGUCUGGGAUCUUUCCAGUGUUGCUUACGGAAGUUCCAACACUUAUGAGACCUCACCUACCUGGGCAAACCAUGUGACCAUCUAUGGAUUGAAGCCCGAUACGACGUACUACUAUACCGUGUCGCAUACCAAUUGCUACAACUGCAGCGAGAUUCCUGCUUACACGUUCACCACUGCUCGUCCCAGAGGAGACUUCACUCCCUAUACGGCUGCCGUUGUCAUUGACAUGGGUGUGAUGGGUGAAUUUGGAGAGUCAGCUGCGAGUGAAGCUGAUACCGGCGCUUUCACGGCAUCGGAUAGCAGUACUAUGCAGUCGCUAUCACAGUUCCGUGACGGUUUUGAGCUCUUGCUUCAUCCCGGUGAUCUGGCGUACGCCGAUAGUUGGCUCACUGAAUAUCUUCAUGGCUAUCUGAACAUUACUCUUGAUGAGGGCGUUGAAAUGUACAACCUCUUGCUGAACCAGUUCUUUGACGAAAUGCAGCCGGUGACUUCCGUCCGCCCUUACAUGGUUGGUCCAGGAAAUCAUGAAAGCAACUGUGACGAAGGCGGAAAGACUUACAAUGGAGUCACCUACGAUCUCAGCAUCUGUCCCGAAGGUCAACGAAACUUUACAUACUACAAAAACUACUUCUCGAUGCCUGGUGAGGAGUCGGGCGGUGUGGACAAUUUUUGGUAUUCGUUCGAUCACGGAAUGGUGCACUACGUCAUGAUUGAUACCGAGACAGACCUCGGUAAUGGCCUUGUGGGUGACGAUGAGACUGCCAGCGGAGAGGACAUGGACUCUGGUCCAUUCGGCUCUUACGAGAACGAGCAGAUUGAUUGGCUUGAGAAUGACCUUGCCAACGUCGACCGCUCGCUUACUCCCUGGGUUAUCGUGUCUGGACACCGUCCUUGGUAUGCGUCGGCUGAUAACGAUUCCACUUGCGCGAACUGCCAGACUGCAUUUGAGCCUUUGCUGGUCAAAUAUAAUGUUGAUAUGGUAUUUUAUGGCCAUAUCCACAUGUACGAGCGUAACGACCCUGUUGCUUAUGGUGUCGUUGAUCCCAAUGGACUUAAUGAUCCAUCUGCGCCGAUGUAUAUUCUCAACGGACUGGGUGGUCACUACCACGGAACCGACGACUACUCUCUUCCUUUGACUGAGUAUUCUCGCUACUUGCAGAAUGAGACUUAUGGUUGGAGUAGAUUGACUUUCCACAACUGCACGCAUGUUACCCACGACUUUAUCGCAUCCGCGAACGGAACCGUGCUCGACAGCGCGACUUUGUACAAGAACCAUGGAUGCUCGACGAGCUCUUCGAGCUCUACCAGUAUCACAACUACUUCGAACUACACGUCAAACUACACUGCAAACAGCACUGUUCCGUCGGUUGCCACGGUCACUACAAAUGCGGCCGGAAUUACUGGCGUUCCGUCAAUCAUGCUGGCUGUUACUUUAGUCACUGUCCUGAUCGCCUUUUUGUGA